This is a messenger RNA of Syngnathus typhle (broad-nosed pipefish), 1860 nucleotides long. RefSeq lists its product as uncharacterized. NCBI's taxonomy places the organism in Eukaryota, Metazoa, Chordata, Actinopteri, Syngnathiformes, Syngnathidae. The record is from RefSeq and is a predicted model, not a curated record. The transcript has 2 exons. The coding region runs from base 202 to 1710 and encodes 502 amino acids.
UAAACAGUUUGUCUGGCUCAGUGCCCAGUUUCAAUUCUCAGAUAAUAGUAAGCGGAGGAGCUUUAAAGCAGCAGGGCAACAGAGCUCAGACAGGGAAGAGGACGAGAGGAAACGAGACGACAGCAGCAGCAGCAGCAGCCGACAGCCUCGCUUUGCAUUUGACAAAUCGACAGCACGAGCGAGCGAGCGGGCCAUCGCUUGAUGAUGAAGGCGUCGGCAGGACUGGCGCUCUGGUGUGCCGCCGCUCUGCUUCUUUGCAUCCGCGCCGACGUCCGCUGCGCCAUUCGGAGGCUCAACUCUAUCGACGAUUUGAAAGAAGUCAACUUUGGCCAAGCCGUGCCCAAACACAGCCUGCUGCUGCUCCACUGGUUCGCCAACACCGUGGAGAUGGACGACAGCGACGUCAUACGACUCACCUUUGACCCCGACCUCGGAACGUACGGUUCGCAUCACUACGGAAACUACGAGAGGCUUUUGAACCCGCUGCCUCGGGGGGACUUCCGAUACCGCUACUACACCGUCGGCAACGUCAACCGAGGCCAAUCGGAUCUUCCCGAUUACGUCCUCGAGCCGCCCGACGCCGAGUACAGGGAAAGAGGAAACAGAGGCCGGAUCGUAUUCCGAGUGAGGGAGCAAGACGGCCAGACCGUAGACCAAGUUUACCUCACGCAGCAUUACGGAAACUCGCACGUUACUAACACGCGUUACGAUCCCGCCUACACGUACCACAUCACCGCCAACCUGCUCAGGCAAAUCAGAGCGUUUGCAGUGGGAGCGCAGCAACGCAACUUCUUGGCGGAGCUCGCCGAAGACUUUGGAAGCCACGUCGACCAGUCGCGCUUAUGGCGCCUCACAAUCAGAUGGCAGGACCUGGCUUGCCUGGGACUGCUCUUGUACAUGAUCGUGGAGGAGAAACACUUGAAAGGAAAGCCGCUGCCGCCCAAAAGAAAGCUCAGGCCGGCGCCGCUGCCGCCCAAAGGAAAGCCGGGGCCGGCGCCGCCUCAUUGCGUCGUCGACAUUCCGGACCCCGCCGGAAGCCAUGGUCUCGAUCCGCGAUCCUGGCUAGGACUACGUAGUCGAGACUGUGUUCGACUUGAAGUGACAACUGGGGAAAACGGAAGAGCUCGGAUUCUUUGGAGGGGUGUCCCGAUAAACCACGUUAUGGAAGGUGCCAUGGUGGUACUGUACAAGGACAAUAACAGCCAGGAAGCCAUGUUUUCAAAAGUGAUCCGUAGCCAAUGGGGCGACGUCGACACCUCGGUACGCCUCAAUGGCGGCCUCCAGGCCCGCCUCCACAAGACAAAAACAAAGUGCUGUUUGUGGACAACAGCGGCCGAGGAGAUCUGCAGAGGAGCCCAGUUUGCAAAUCCAGACAAAGUCCCCUUAAGCGGCCACCAGGCAAGUCUCCAACUGUUUGUGAAGGACGGCAAGGCUUGCGCUCGCUUGUUUGUCGAUAAGUCAUUCGCAAAUUGGAAAAAGGAGUUUAGCAAGUCCUGGGUGGCCUUCUACGCCAACCCACUUAAAUCCACUCGAGAUUACGAAUGGUGGCAGUGGCAGUGGGCCACAAAAUUCCAAGCGGCGCCCGACGCUCUCGACGACGUCCACGAUGUUUACGAGUAUCGCUCCAAUCUGACCGUGGCCCCGGGAAUCCAAGCUCGAUUUAUUCUCAGAAAUGACACGGUGUUGGCUGAAACAUUAAGCUGGCAGUGAUCAUCGCAAACUGCAAAUACUUGAUGAAUGUCGGAAAAAAAAGCACUGUAUCAAUCUGCUGUAACUGCUGUCCUUGUCUUUUCUAGCAUGUAUUUUCAUUCAUUUUUUUCGAGAUGUCGACUGAACAAAUAAAAUUUCAAAUAAUGACCA